Molecule: messenger RNA, 7245 nt
Organism: Nakaseomyces glabratus
Lineage: Eukaryota; Fungi; Ascomycota; Saccharomycetes; Saccharomycetales; Saccharomycetaceae
Gene: PRP8
Product: U4/U6-U5 snRNP complex subunit PRP8
Biological process (GO): spliceosomal tri-snRNP complex assembly; mRNA splicing, via spliceosome
Cellular component (GO): catalytic step 2 spliceosome; U5 snRNP
Molecular function (GO): U5 snRNA binding; U1 snRNA binding; U6 snRNA binding
Source: RefSeq, a predicted model, not a curated record
AUGGGAUCACCUUUACCUCCACCACCGCCACCUGCUCUAGCUGGAUUUGAGAUUGAGAGUGAUGAAGAUAUACAAGGGAACUCUGUUGACGAAUUUGCACUGCCGUCUUCUCCACUGCCACCUCCUCCGCCUCCACCUCCAGAUAUUGAAGACGAUUUUGAGGACUCAAAUAGCCUAAUAGAUGAAAAUGGUGAACUUCCGCCUCCACCCCCACCGCCUCUACCACCACCGGGAUUAGAUGCUGCAUUUUUGAAUGAGACACCUAUAGAACAUAACUUACACGAAGAGCAUAUCAAUACCAAAAAGAUACGAACAAGUUCUAACGAUAAACCAAAAACCUUUAAAAAGAAGAGGUCUAGAAAGAUAAUAAAAAAGCAAGAAAAGCGUUUAAAAAAACUAAAACAGGGUAAGAUAUCUUAUUCAAAAAUUGAAAUGCCACCAGAACACUUGAGGAAGAUAAUUGAUAAUCAUGCUGAUAUUUCUUCAAGAAGAUUUGACCACGAUAAAAAAUCUUUCUUAGGUGCGCUAAAGUAUUUACCUCAUGCAAUUCUGAAGCUUCUAGAAAAUAUGCCGCAGCCUUGGGAAAGUAACAAGGAGGUCAAGGUGCUAUACCAUACAGCUGGAGCAAUAACAUUUGUUAAUGAAAUCCCUAGAGUUAUAGAACCGGUCUAUAUUGCUCAAUGGUCAACAAUGUGGGUUGCUAUGCGAAAAGAGAAACGGGAUCGUACACAUUUUAAAAGAAUAAGAUUACCACCAUUUGACGAUGAUGAACCUCCAUUAUCAUACUCAGAUCAUAUAAACGACUCAGAUAGCCAAAAGGGGAUACAACUCCAAUCGAAUGACCCAGAUUAUGCACAAGUUUCGGAUUGGCUGUAUGACUCUAGGCCAUUGGAAGAUGAUCGUACCAAGACAAACGGAACAUCAUAUAAAAAAUGGAAACUCAAUGUUAAAGACGUCCGUUCCUUACAUAAUUUAUCAAAGCCCUUAUUGAAUGGAACUCAUGAUGGGAACUACUAUUAUCUGUUUGAUAAAAAAACAUUUAUGAAUUCAAAGGCUCUUAAUACUUUUAUUCCUGGUGGGCCCAGAUUCGAGCCUCUAUAUCCAUCUGAUGAUACUCAAAAUGAGGAUUAUAACGAUUUUAAUGCGAUAGACAGAAUUAUUUUUCGAAACAUAUUACGAAAUGAACACAUUCUAGCCUAUCCAAACCUGUAUUAUUCCAGACCUAGAUCAGUUACCCUAAAUUGGCAUUCUCACCCAAUAUUUUGCUUGAAAAUUACAAAAACCUCUAGUGAUGUGUUUGAUGUGGGUUUGGAACAUGUGUCAGGUCUCUCUGACAAAAAUUUUGGUAAUACUGAAGAUUUAUUCGACCUUGGAUGUGAACUGAAACCACUAAUGUCAGAAGUUGACUUAUUUGAUGAUACCACUGGUGAUGCAUUCGAAAUGUACCAUUCUCCUUACCCUUUCAACAGGAGACAGGGUCAUAUGAAGAGAGCAGAAGAUAUUUCCUUAGUUAAAAGAGCCUACAAUGAACGUCCAGGAUCUGGUGAACCUACCAAAGUAAAAGUCUCGCAUCAAAAGUUACUAAAGAAAGAUGUUUUUAAUGCCUUAAAGCGGAAUAGAAAAAAUCAUAAAAAUUACAACCUUCUGAAGGAUUUAAAGAGUACUAAAUUUUUUCAGGAAACACAUAUCGACUGGUUAGAGGCAGGUAUACAAUUAUGUAGACAGGGUCAUAAUAUGUUAAACUUACUUAUUCACAAGAGAGGACUAAACUAUCUACAUUUGGACUACAAUUUCAACCUGAAGCCAACAAAGACAUUAACUACUAAGGAAAGAAAAAAAUCAAGAUUCGGGAAUGCAUUUCACUUAAUGAGAGAAAUCUUAAAAAUGAUAAAACUCAUAGUCGAUGCACACUUACAGUUCAGACUAGGAAAUAUUGAUCCGUUUCAACUGGCUGAUGGAUUAUAUUAUAUUCUUAACCAUUUAGGUCAGUUGACAGGUAUCUACAGAUACAAGUACAAGGUUAUGCAUCAGAUAAGAGCUUGUAAGGAUUUGAAACAUGUGGUAUACUCUAAGUUCAAUAAAAUUAUUGGUAAAGGGCCUGGAUGUGGUUUUUGGCAUCCUGCAUGGCGUAUUUGGAUAUUCUUUUUAAGAGGUAUUAUCCCUAUUUUAGAAAGAUGGUUAUCUAAUUUGUUAAUAAGACAAUUUGAAGGAAGAAAUAAUGAUAUUGUGAAAACGACUACCAAACAGAGAACUGAUGCCUAUUAUGACCUUGAAUUGAGAGCAUCAGUAAUGAAUGAUAUACUUGACAUGAUACCGGAGGGAUUGAGACAACAAAAGGCUAGAACUAUUCUACAGCAUUUGAGUGAAGCAUGGCGAUGCUGGAAAGCUAACAUUCCUUGGGAUGUACCAGGAAUGCCACUUCCAAUAAAAACUAUAAUAGAAAGAUAUGUAAGAGCCAAGGCGGAUGGAUGGAUUUCUUCUGCACAUUCAAAUAGGGAGAAAAUGAAAAAAGGUGUUCAUAUCGAAAAAAACGCUGCCAAGAGAAAUUUAGGAAGACUAACAAGAUUAUGGAUAAAGAAUGAACAAGACCGUCAAGCUCAGAUAGAAAAGAAUGGACCUGAAUUAACUCCAGUUGAAGCAUCUACAAUCUUUAGAGUAAUGGUUGAUUGGCUAAGAACAAGAAGUUUCAAACCUAUUGCUUUUCCAUCCUUGACAUAUAAAAAUGAUACAAAGAUCUUGGUACUAGCCUUGGAAAAUUUGAAGGAUUCCUAUGGUGCCAAAACUCGACUAAAUGCAGCUGAAAGAGAAGAAUUGGCGCUAAUCGAAGAUGCGUACGACAAUCCUCAUGAAACUUUGAAUAGAGUUAAAAAAUACCUCUUAACACAAAGAGUAUUUAAACCAGUUGAUAUCAAUAUGGUAGAGCACUAUCACCAUAUUUCUCCUGUGUAUGCAGUCGAUCCAUUGGAGAAGAUUACUGAUGCCUAUUUAGAUCAAUACAUUUGGUAUGAAGCUGAGCAAAAGAAUCUGUUUCCAAAUUGGAUAAAACCUAGUGAUUCUGAAAUAUCACCAUUACUUGUAUAUAAAUGGGCUCAAGGUAUUAAUAACGUCAAUGGAAUAUGGGAUGUUCAUGGAAAUAAAUCCACAGUGUUGCUGGAAUCGAAACUUGAAGCUUUUGUCGAAAAAGUUGAUUUUACUCUGCUGAAUAGAUUGCUCAGACUAGUUAUGGAUCCUAACCUAGCUGACUAUAUGGUUGCAAAAAAUAAUGUAAUUGUCAAUUUCAAAGAUAUGAGCUAUGUUAAUAAGUAUGGUAUUAUUCGUGGUCUACAAUUCGCUUCAUUCCUAUAUCAAUUUUAUGGCUUGGUUAUGGAUAUAUUGAUUCUUGGAAUUGAUAGGGCUAAUGAAAUUGCCGGUCCUGUUAGUGCUCCUAAUGAAUUUAUGGAGUACAGCUCUUCAGAGGUUGCUGAUAAACACCCCUUAAAAUUGUACAUGAGAUAUUUGGAUAAAAUAUAUAUGGUGUUUCAUUUCUCUGAGAAAGAGGCCGACGACCUGACAUUCCAGUACUUGUCAGAAAAUCCUGAUCCAAACUUCGAAGAUAUUAUAAACUAUCCCAACAAAAAGUGCUGGGCAAAGGAUCAGCGUAUGCGACUGAUUAGACAAGAUGUACACCUUGGAAGAGCAGUUUUUUGGGAAGUGCAAGGUCGUAUACCUGGUUCAAUUGCGGAAAUAAAAUGGGAUUCUUCUUUUGCUUCAGUAUACAGUAAGAAUAACCCAAAUUUGUUAUUUACAUUGUGUGGUUUUGAAGUGCGGAUAAUUCCUAAGCUCAGAACUGAUGAACUAACUACAGUCUCGGAAAGUGUAUGGGAUUUGGUCGAGAAAUCUACUCAACAAAGAACAGCAAUUGCAUAUUUAAAAGUCUCUCAGGAGUCAAUUGAUAUAUUUGAAGGAGUUAUUCGCGGUAUACUAAUGACGGCAGGCUCUGCUACCUUUUCAAAGAUUGCUGCGAAAUGGAAUACGGCUCUAAUCGCAUUAUUUACUUAUUUCAGAGAGGCAAUAAUAACAACCGAACCACUGUUAGACAUAUUGGUUAAGUCUGAAACACGUAUUCAGAACAGAGUAAAACUUGGAUUAAAUUCUAAAAUGCCUACUCGUUUUCCACCUGCUGUGUUUUAUACACCUAAAGAGCUAGGAGGUUUAGGCAUGUUGAGUGCUUCUCACAUUCUUAUCCCUUCUUCUGAUUUAGCAUAUUCAAAGCAAACAGAUACAGGUAUUACUCACUUCAGAGCGGGUAUGUCUCAUGAAGACAGCCAAUCGAUACCAACUAUUUUUCGAUACAUUCCAACUUGGGAAAAUGAGUUUUUAGAUUCACAACGUGUAUGGGCAGAGUAUGCCAAUAAAAGAUUAGAAGCGAUGAGUCAAAAUAGGAGGUUGUCUUUUGAGGAACUUGAGGGUUCAUGGGAUAGAGGUAUCCCCAGAAUAAGCACAUUGUUUCAAAGAGACAGGCAAACUUUGGCAUAUGAUAGAGGCCACAGGGUGAGAAGGGAAUUUAAACAAUUCUCACUCGAUAGACCAUUAGCGUUUUGGUGGACCAAUGCUCAUCAUGACGGUAAGCUGUGGAAUUUGAACAAUUAUAGAACAGAUGUAAUCCAAGCUUUAGGUGGUAUAGAAACUAUUCUAGAACAUACCCUCUUCAAAGGUACUGGCUUCCAUUCAUGGGAAGGGUUAUUUUGGGAGAAAGCGUCAGGUUUUGAAGAUUCGAUGCAGUUCAAGAGAUUAACGCAUGCUCAAAGAACAGGUUUGAGUCAAAUACCUAACCGUAGGUUCACUUUGUGGUGGUCACCUACUAUUAAUAGAGCAAAUGUGUAUGUUGGUUUUCUUGUACAGUUAGAUUUAACGGGUAUUUUUUUACAUGGUAAAAUACCCACGUUAAAAAUAUCGUUGAUACAAAUAUUCAGAGCUCAUUUAUGGCAAAAAAUUCAUGAAAGCGUUGUAUUUGAUAUAUGUCAGAUUCUCGAUGGCGAACUAUCAUCCUUGGCAAUAGAGAAUGUGAUAAAAGAGUCAGUACAUCCAAGGAAAUCAUACAAAAUGAAUUCAUCUGCUGCAGAUAUUACCCUGACAAGUAUAGAUCAAUGGAAGGUUUCAAAGCCCACCCUGUUGCACAAUAGUAAUGAUGACACUUCAAGUAUUAGUAGUAACAAAAUGUGGAUCGAUGUACAGUUGCGUUACGGUGACUAUGAUUCACAUGAUAUUUCAAGAUAUGCAAGAGCAAAGUUUCUAGACUAUACUACCGACAAUGUCAGUAUGUAUCCAUCUCCAACAGGUAUUAUGAUAUGCAUAGAUUUGGCGUAUAAUAUGUAUGAUGCCUAUGGCAAUUGGUUUGAUGGGCUCAAACCAUUGAUACAAAAUGGUAUGAAAACAAUUAUGAAGGCAAAUCCAGCACUGUAUGUUUUGAGAGAGAGAAUAAGGAAAGGUUUGCAAAUUUAUCAAUCCACUGUUCAAGAACCUUUCUUAAACUCUUCCAAUUAUGCUGAGUUAUUUAACGAUGACAUUAAACUUUUCGUGGAUGAUACGAAUGUCUAUCGAGUGUCGGUGCAUAAAACAUUUGAGGGGAACGUUGCAACCAAAGCAGUUAACGGUUGCGUAUUUAUGUUGAAUCCGAAAUCAGGACAUUUAUUUUUAAAGAUUAUUCAUACAUCAGUGUGGUCAGGACAAAAGCGAUUGAGCCAAUUGGCAAAAUGGAAGACAGCUGAAGAAGUAAGUGCGUUGGUUAGAUCUCUUCCUAAGGAAGAACAACCAAAGCAAGUUAUUGUGACUAGAAAGGCUAUGCUUGAUCCGUUGGAAGUUCACAUGCUCGAUUUUCCUAACGUAGCAAUCAGGCCUACCGAACUGAAAUUACCUUUCUCUGCUGCGAUGUCUAUUGAUAAGCUAUCGGAUAUUGUUAUGCGUGCCUCUGAACCAAAAAUGGUCCUUUACAACAUUUACGAUGAUUGGCUAGAUACCAUCUCAUCCUACACAGCAUUUUCGCGGUUAAUAUUACUCCUUAGGGCUUUAAAAACAAAUGAAGAGCAGGCUAAAUCAAUCUUGCUUCGUGAUCCUACUAUAGUUAUUAAAGAGCAUCACCUCUGGCCAUCUUUUUCGGACUCGCAAUGGAUUGAAAUUGAAAGUCAAAUGAGGGAUCUGAUUUUAGCAGAGUACGGGAAAAAGUACAAUGUAAAAAUUUCCGCGCUUACACAGACUGAAAUCAAAGAUUUGAUAUUAGGCCAAAAUAUCAAAGCUCCAUCGGUAAAACGGCAAAAAAUGGCAGAAUUGGAAGAGGCCAAGCUGGAUAAGGAAAAACUACUUGAAGGUGGCCAAUCUACGACAGUCACUAAAACAAAGGCCAUUAAUGCUCAAGGUGAAGAAAUUGUUGUUGUAACAUCCUCAAAUUAUGAAACCGAAAGUUUCAAUUCUAAAAGUGAAUGGAAAAAAUCUGCGCUUGCUAACAGUUUAUUACAUAUUCGUUUGAAAAACAUUUAUGUAAAUGCUGGUGAGUUCAUUGAAGAGAAACCUGUAUACAUUUUUCCAAAGAACAUACUUGAGAAGCUAGUUCAAAUAUCAGAUGUCAAGUUACAAGUUGCUGCAUAUAUUUAUGGUAGUUCUCCGAAGGAUCAUCCUAAUGUGAAUGAAAUCCAAACAGUCGUUUUGGUGCCUCAGAUUAGUACCGAUAGAACAGUAAAAUUUAUUGGCCACCCAAAUCAUGACGACUAUGAGGAGCUGGAAGGGUUGAAGCUUCUGGGUUGGGUUAAUAUACAACAUGAAGACUUUAAGUUUAUGGGACCUUCUGCUUUGAUGAAUCACGCUUCGCAUUUUUCUAACAGCAAACACGAUCCUAUCAUGAUCUCAAUCUGUUCGGUUCCUGGGUCAAUUAGUAUUUCAGGUUUCACGGCCUCAAUUAAAGGUCUAGCUUGGGCAAUGCAAAAUAAGGAUACUGUUAGUGAAAUCCCUGAGGGAUUUGAACCAAACUACAGUGAAAACGCACAAUUGAUGCUUUCAGAUAGAAUUUCUGGGAACUUCUUCGUACCUAGCACUGGAGUGUGGAAUUACUACUUCAUGCCUACAAAUCUUCCGGAUACACUAGAUGAUAUGUCAAUCAGAAUUCCUGUUGAAUUCUAUAACGAUAUACACAGGCCAAAUCAUUUUCUACAGUUUGCAGACCUUAUGGAUGAUGAUGGUGAUUUGGAAGCCGGUCAAGAGGAUCUGUUUGCAUAG